Molecule: messenger RNA, 456 nt
Organism: Penicillium subrubescens
Lineage: Eukaryota; Fungi; Ascomycota; Eurotiomycetes; Eurotiales; Aspergillaceae
Exons: 1
Coding region: 1-456 (151 amino acids)
Source: RefSeq, a predicted model, not a curated record
AUGGAGCGGGAGCUGGAGCUGGAGGUUCGUAUUUACAUGUCCCGGGGGCGAUGGUUUGCCGUCUACUUACAUCGGCAGACUGUUCGCAUUCGAUAUGGUCCAAUGACCAAUAGGACCAACAUAUACGAUGGACUGGAGGAUGUUGUGCGUGCCGCCAUUUUUCUGAGCGAAGAUCAGGCCGAACUGGCCGUCGAGCCAUAUGGAAUACAUCGGGUCAACCAACGAUUCACCAAUCUUACCCAUCUGAGACUUCUCAGUAGCGACCCCCUUUUCUCCAGCGAGGAGAGCCAUACGUAUGCACAAACCUCGCUUGAGGCAGUGGUUCGGAUUCGCCAACAAUACUGCAACGAAAGGAACAACAGCCUGCUUCUAUGGGAUCAGCGACUCGCUACUUGGUUUAUCACAAGUUUCAACCGUUUUGAUACACUGAUUGUACAUUACCAAAAGCAAUGCUAG